AUGGUGCGCGACGCGGCGGCGGCGGUGCGCGAGGCGCUGGCGCUGAAGAAGGCCGGGAACGACAAGUUCGCGCACGGGAGGGCGGACGACGCGCUGGCGCUCUACACCCAGGCGCUGGGCAGCGGCGCGGCGUGCGCGCCCGUGACGGCGCCGCGGUUCGCCGCCGUGCUGCACAGCAACCGCGCGGCGUGCCACCAGAAGCUCGGGCGGAACGCCGAGGCGCUCGCGGACUGCUGUCGGGCGCUGGCGCUGGCGCCGGGGUACUCCAAGGCGCUGAGCCGGAUGGCGUCGCUGCUGGGCGUCGUCGGGCGGCACGAGGACGCGGAGAAGUACCUGCGGAAGAUGCUCGAGUGCGCGGACGUCAAGGCGAGCGCGGAGCGGCGGCGCGACGUGGAGGAGCGCAUCGCGGCGGAACAGGGGCACGUGCGCGCGGUGGGGCACGGGGAGGAGGUGCCGGACCACUUCCAGAUCCUCGGGCUCAAGACGACGUGCUCGAGCGACGAGGUGCGCAAGGCGUACAAGCAGCUGGCGCGCUCGAUCCACCCGGACAAGGCGCUGGCGACGUGCGGCGGGCGGCUGGUGUCGGCGGGCGCGCUGGCGGGCGUGCUCGACCUGGGCGUGUGGGUGGACGGCGCGCCGCACGAGGAGGACGCGAAGGACCGCGCGGGGUGGCUUUUCAAGUGCGUGCAGGAGGCCGUGUCCACGCUGACCGACCCGCACAAGCGCACGGCGUACGAGGCCGAACGCGAGACGGCGCAGCGGCGCAAGAAGUACUGGUCCGCGUCGGCGCGGAGCGGCGGCGUACGCCACGGAGGGUUCGGGCACGUGCCGCGGCACAGCAACCCCUUCUCGCACAACUUCUACGCCGGCUGGGGGGCGUACGACGAAUACGACGACGGCUACGGCGACCCGUGGGGGGACGCGGACGGGCACGAGUACUACACGGGGUACGCGGAGGACUACAGCAACAUGAGGCGCGAGCAGCAGCAGCGCAACGGCGGCGGCGGCGGGUACGCGCGCGCGGGAUCGUUCGGGGGCGCGCACAGGGCGCACGCUGGCGGACGCCACUACGGGCACGGAGGAUACGCCUACAGGGGCGCGGGGGCGGGCGGUGCCGGACGCCGCUGA
This is a messenger RNA of Pedinophyceae sp. YPF-701, 1128 nucleotides long. The record is from the annotation of a GenBank genome assembly. Lineage: Eukaryota; Viridiplantae; Chlorophyta; Pedinophyceae.